Calidris pugnax (ruff) is the source of this 2602-nucleotide messenger RNA. It is a transcript of the gene RIOK1, whose product is annotated as RIO kinase 1. The transcript is spliced from 20 exons. Bases 1118 to 2503 code for a protein of 461 amino acids. Gene Ontology annotation, biological process: maturation of SSU-rRNA. The record is from RefSeq and is a predicted model, not a curated record. Gene Ontology annotation, cellular component: cytosol; preribosome, small subunit precursor. Lineage: Eukaryota; Metazoa; Chordata; Aves; Charadriiformes; Scolopacidae. Gene Ontology annotation, molecular function: protein serine/threonine kinase activity; ATP binding.
CUCCGGCCGCUGGUAGCGCCGGGAUCGCCAGUGGUGGUCCUCCUGGUGAGCGUGCUGUGAGGGGAGGCGUAAAAUCUAGCGGGCGAGGGUUUAUAUAGGUUAUUAUAUUAUUAUAUAUUAUAGAGUAGACUUAACAUACGUCUCUAAAAAGCCAGGGAACGUACUUGACUGAAACAAACGCUAUAAAAAAACCUCACAAUUCUUCAUUGCUCUAGAAUAUCUGGGUUUGAGGUGUAGAUUUGAUGGCUUAAUUGAAAAAGUUUUCCAAAGCGUGACAGGCAAUGUAUAUGAAAGUGAUUAUAUUACCUUUAUCUCAGUAGCUUUUCUGGUCAAGAGCAGAAACCUCAGGAAAAAUUCCCUCACAGAAAGGGUUAUCAAGCAUUGGAGCAGGCUGCCCGGGGAAGCAGUGGAGUGUCUCUGGAGAUGCACCAGGAGUGUUAUCAAACAUUAUGGAACGAUACACGGAUCAUGAGCUGGAGGAGAUGCUGACUUUUCAGAGGCUGAGAUCUUUCAGAGUCACAGGGACUCUUGGCAGAACCUGUUGCUAUCACCACCUCACCCAGAGUCCUGCACCAGGAAAAGAAAAGAAAAAGAAAAGGAAAAGAAGAAGAAAAGUCAACAGAACAGACUGGAGACUGACUGGCCAGGGAGAAGCUUCUGCUGAGAAGGACCUAGAAGGUCCUUGUAGAUGCUAAACUGCUGUGACCGGCAGCAUGAAAGGCCAAGAGCAUCCUGGGUUAUAUCAAGAGGAGUACAGCCGGCAGAUCAAGCCCAGCAUUCUCCUUUGAGGUAUUGGUUCUUCUUUGCCUAUGGAUUCCUCCUCCGUAAAAAACAUGUCCACACCUGAAGACUUCUCCCAGCUGGCUAUGCAGAAAGUGAGUUUACGCAAGACACAGAAACAGCUAAAGAAGGUGAGGUCACUGAGAACUGCCAGUCAUGCGUGUGUGAAGAAGUUAACACUGAGGAAGGAGAUGGUGAUGACGACAACGAUGAUGAAGAGGAAGAUGAAGACUGGGAUUGGGAUGAUGAGGUGGGAAGACUCACGAAGCGCCACAAUGCUGCUGGUGGAUGCAAUCCACAGGCAAACAGACAGACCCCUAGUUGCUAUUCAGCAAAAAUGUCUACCCCUACAGACAAGGCUUUAAGGAAAUUUGAGCAUAAAAUUAAUUUAGAUAAGCUGAAUUUUGAUGACUCUGUUAUAAACCGAGUCACAGAAAAGUCUAGACAGAAGGAAGCAGACAUGUACCGAGUCAAAGAUAAGUCAGACAGAGCAACAGUAGAACAGGUGUUGGAUCCAAGGACCCGAAUGAUUCUGUUCAAGAUGCUAAGUAGAGGUGUCAUUUCAGAAAUCAAUGGCUGCAUCAGCACAGGGAAAGAAGCUAACGUGUAUCAUGCCAGUACUUCGAAUGGAGAGAACAGAGCAAUAAAGAUCUACAAAACCUCUAUUCUGAUGUUUAAAGAUCGGGAUAAGUACGUGAGUGGUGAAUUCAGAUUUCGUCAUGGAUAUUGCAAAGGGAAUCCAAGAAAAAUGGUGAAGACAUGGGCUGAAAAAGAAAUGAGGAAUUUAAUAAGGUUGAAUACAGCUCAGAUACCUUGCCCAGAGCCGGUUAUGCUAAGAAGUCAUGUGCUUCUCAUGGGCUUUAUUGGUAAAGGUGAUAGGCCUGCUCCUCUGCUGAAGAAUGCCCAGUUAUCUGACUCCAAGGUCCGGGAGCUGUACCUGCAAAUCAUCCAGUACAUGAGAAGAAUGUACCAAGAUGCUAGACUUGUUCACGCAGAUCUCAGUGAAUUUAAUAUGCUGUACCACAGCGGGGACGUGUACAUCAUUGAUGUGUCUCAGGCUGUGGAGCACGACCACCCACAUGCACUGGAGUUCCUGCGAAAGGAUUGUGCCAACGUUAACGACUUUUUUCAGAAGCGCAAUGUUGCAGUGAUGACUGUGAGAGAGCUGUUUGAGUUUAUUACUGAUCCUUCCAUCACAAGUGAGAACAUUGAUGACUAUCUGUCUAAGGCAAUGGAAAUAGCAUCAAAAAGAACAGAGGAAGAAAGAUCCAGUCAAGAUAAAGUGGAUGAGGAAGUGUUUAAGAAGGCUUACAUACCUCGAACUUUGACUGAAGUCAAAAACUACGAGAGAGAUGUGGAUAUAAUGAUGAAAUUGAAAGAAGAGGAUAUGGCAUUGAAUGUUCAGCAAGAUAAUAUUCUCUACCAGACUGUGACAGGACUGAAGAAGGAUUUGUCUGGUGUUCAGAAGAUUCCUGCACUUCUUGAAAAGGCGGCAGAUGAGUCAGAAACAGACUCUGAUGAGGAUGAUGGCAGCUCAGAGGACUCUGAUUCGGGCUGUAAAGAAUCUGUACAUCCCAAAGAUAAACCUGCUGAAGUUAGUGUGGACAAAAAGGAAAGGAAAAAGAUGGUUAAAGAAGCUCAAAGAGAGAAAAGAAAAAACAAAAUCCCAAAGCACGUGAAGAAGCGGAAAGAAAAGACUGCAAAAAUGAAGAAAGGCAAAUAAAACCAGCUUUGGCUUGGGGAAAGGGAUAGUUUGUUGUGGGUUAUUUAGUCACUAUAUUUUCUUCUUUUAAUUAAAAAUCCUUUAUUUAUAUACAUACAA